Ylistrum balloti is the source of this 7964-nucleotide messenger RNA. Its product is annotated as receptor expression-enhancing protein 1-like. Gene Ontology annotation, biological process: endoplasmic reticulum tubular network organization. Gene Ontology annotation, molecular function: microtubule binding. Gene Ontology annotation, cellular component: endoplasmic reticulum membrane; endoplasmic reticulum tubular network; cytoplasmic microtubule. The transcript has 9 exons. Lineage: Eukaryota; Metazoa; Mollusca; Bivalvia; Pectinida; Pectinidae. The coding region runs from base 1149 to 2096 and encodes 315 amino acids. The record is from RefSeq and is a predicted model, not a curated record.
CAUAAUGUUAUGAGCCCCUGCCAAGUUGUUAGAAAGUGCAGCUGGAAUAAUUUGGCUGAGGUUUGAUGCUUGGGAUACAAGUUGAAGAGGUGGCUGGUUUCAUCAUUGGUAAUUCUGUAGAACAUAUGACCCAGGGGUUCUACCAAACUUCUACUACACAUGCUGUGCUGAUCUUGAUUUUCGAAAUGUGUGGAUUUAAACUCUUGGCUCAGUAUGACUUGGUUGUAGAAGAGAUGGAUUGAACAGUGUUUGGAUUUGCUUAGACAUCUUUAGAAUGGCAACCACUGACUCAAACUUUGAUCAAAGUUUCUUCUUACUUCUGACGUGAUUUUACAAAUACUGAUCUGUCUGGCAGGAUUUGUCACAACAAAGUUGCAUUGUGAAUUAUGAACUGGAAAUUGGAGAUGAUUGAAAGGACAAGAUUAUAUAUAGUUACUAAAUAGCAGAAUAUAGGUCAAACAAACAUGGACUUUGAAACUGUUUUACAGUAAUAAGUAGGUCAAACAAACAUGGACUGGUAAAGUUAUAGUAGAAAGUAGGUCAAACAAACAUGGACUGGUAAAGUAAUGAUAGAAAUUAGGUCAAACAAACAUGGAUGUGAAACAGAAUUUCUGUGGACUGAGAAGUAUGGCAGUAUUUCACAGCUGAGUCAAUAGGACAAUUGUGUAAUAAUCCAGAAUGUUUUGCUCCAGUUACCUGAGGAAUGUAACCGUUUAAGAUGUGUACACAGUAAUAUGGACCAUGAGCCACAGUCACAUAUCAUCCUUAGUUUGCCUAGUAUAUAUACAUGUAUUAUAUAUGUACUGUUCUUUACCGAAGUUCAUGAAUCUGUAUAUCAUCAUCACAGAGGUGUUGUAGAACUUGCAAAAUCUUACUUCCACAUUGUAAAUAGGAUUAUUAAUAUGUUUCAUUUUAAGGAUAUUUAUACAGUGUGUAAACAGCAAUGGAUAUAUUUAAUUACUUGAGUAAUUAUACAGUGCCAUUAGAGGUAAUUAACGUAUCACGUCACAAGGUAGGAUCAGACAGCACCUAAAAAGUCUGUUUUGUGAUUUCGUGUUCAAAAAUGUAUGGAUACAUACAGGAGAAACCAGUGAUACAAACCAAUGGAUUUAUCACUUUAUAACAGGAUGUCUGGGUUUGACUUAUGAAUGGUAAAGCCAUCAAGUCAUGUUUGGUCUGGGGAGAUCUGUGGAAACAUGUUGACGUCACUUUACACAUCAGCGGUGUCUGUGUUAAAACAAGCUAUCUAUGAAAUCCUCAGUCAAACAAGUCCCUACCUUUAUACUAUUUGUAGAUUGGUGUGUGGGACACUGUAUCCAGCCUACGCCUCUUACAAGGCCAUCCGCACAAAAAAUGUUAAGGAAUAUGUAAAAUGGAUGAUGUACUGGAUUGUAUUUGCCAUUUUCUUGUCAGUGGAGACAUUUUCCGAUGUGCUUCUAUCAUGGCUUCCAUUUUAUUACGAGAUAAAGAUGGUAUUUGUGAUUUGGAUGUUGUCUCCUAUUACCAAAGGGUCCAGUUAUCUUUACAAGAAGUUUGUACAUCCACAUUUGGUAAAGAGAGAAAAGGAAAUAGAUGAAUACAUAUCCCAGGCAACAAAGCAGGGCUACUCUACUUUAAUGAACCUGGGUCAAAGAGGCCUUACCUAUGCCACUAAUGUGGUGGUGAAAACAGCUAUAAAGGGGCAGUCUACCCUUGUAGAACAUGUACGUAAGAGUUAUAGCACCAACGAUCUAAGAGUUCCCGACGACUCUCAGAACGCUGCUGGAAAUCUGAUGGAUAGUGACGAGGAAUUCGAUAUACAAGAUGAGAACAUUAACGAGGAACGACUUUCUCAAGAUAACAGAGAGAUAGAGAGGAGGAAAGAGAAGAGAAAAUUACACAGAAGUACGAGUGAUGUCACAGAUAGCCGGUCUGUUAGACCACAGAAAGCUUCAGGUCUUUCGAAGUUAGAGGAAGAGGAGGAAGAAGAACAGAUCUCAUAUACAGAAGAAGUCUAUUAUACAGAAAGCUACUAUAGUCCAAAGGAUCACAAGAAUGAUCCAUAUGGAACGCUACCUCGCACUCGAGCUAGAACAAGAGCAAAGCUUCAUCAGUGAUUACAACGCUUCCAGAAAACACUGUACUGAAACUAUCAGGGACAACUGUCCCUACAGAACAGUAACCCGAAAUAGCUGUAAACAGCAACAAUAAUAACAUAUUAUUUAUAUCUCUGUCGAUGAUGUUUCAUCAAUAGCUUUAACUACAUUACAUUUGAUAUGAGUGUAUGAAUAUAAUGCAAUUUCUCACAUAAAAAUUAUAUUGAAAUUCAAACCACAAAUAAAAGAAUGGCAUUUUUAUCCUCAUACAUAAAGAAACAGAUAGAAGAACUUUUUGCCGUCUGCCUGAAACUUUAUAUAUAUAUUUUAAGGGUACAUUAUGUGAAGACCAAGCAAAAUAUAAUGAUGGCUGCAGUAAAACAUAGCAACAUUGUGAUAUGAUGUGAUAUAGAAUGAAUUAAAAAAAAAAGAAGUACAUGUAAACAUGGCCCUGAUACAAACAUUUUUCUGAUGUCAAUACCAAGUACUGAAAAUGAUGUCAUAUAUAGGGAUUGUGCUUCUGUCAUGCCUAUGGUUAGACCACUCCACAGCAUAUCACCCGUCAGCCAUUCAUACCUAUGUACUGCUCAAUGUUAUAGAGGAAUUCCAAGCAAAGCCUCAGGAUCAUAGACUUCAGUCCAAACUCCAAAAAAUUGAAAAUUUAAAUGUUUUUAAUGCUCAAGUCCAGAGUCACAAUCUACAUGAAAGUUAAAUCACUUUCUUAUGGAAAAAGAACACAAAAUUUUAACAUGUUUAGAUUCAGACUGAAGUCUUAAUGUAUUAAUGCUCAAAAGCUAAUACACUGGUAACAGGAUUUGUGUAUAAAGGCCUUGCAUUAAGGUUGCCAAGGUGAUGGAGCAUAUUUUGUACUGGACCAGGAUGACUGUUGUGUUGUUGACGUGGUAAUAUAAUUACUGUUGAUGGAAGUUUUUGUGAGGUUCUGUUUUUGUGGUAUUUUUCGUAACUGUCAAUUUUGCAUGAAAACUAACCUUAACAAAAAUGAAUUGUUAUUUCGUACUGCUCCAGAUCUAAGCUUUUUUUUCACUGAUUAUAUGUUAAAAUUCAGCUUGACUGAAUGUUUGUGAUCUAAGACACUUUUACAUUUACAGUUUGUAAAAGCAUAAUAUCAUGUAAACACAUUACCAAAAAGAUUGUAUAUAUCAUCAUUUUCUAACACAAAUAUCUAAAUAUCUCACAAUUUCUUUAAAGAUGUGAUUUUUAAGAGAGCAAGUGAUGUUUAUGAAGUGUUUUUGCAGGGUGCUCCUAAACAAAGUGGAAGAAAGAAACAUCAAAAUUUCCUUAAGACACAGGAAGCAAAAACCUGAAUGACCAAUUACAACACUAAUGUUAACCUGGAUUUAUGAUGGGAUAUAUCUACCACUGUAUACUGAUCAUCUUAUAAAUUGAAUAUUACACCUGAGGAGCUGUCAUUUCUCAAAUAUACCUGUAAUUGCUGAUCAGACUGAUGGUUUGUUGGUAUAGAGCAGUUCUCAGUUUUGUUUUAUGCAUUCCUAUAAGGGUAUGAAUGUGACAAAAUAUGGUGUGGAUACCGUAAACAAAUUUAUGGUGACUGUAAUCAGUUUUCUAUACUUCAUGUGGUUGUAGUAGACUAAAAGAAAAGGAAAUUGUAUCAAUUUUGAUUUCGCUAUAAACAGGUAUCUUUUCUGUAUUAAUAUGAUACAGGUAAGGACUUAUUAAAAUUGAUUUGUUUACAUUUUAAACCAGAAGAACAUGACAAUAUAGAGGACUCAGUGUAAUUUUAAUAUUGUAGGUAAAAGGUUCUUAUUUACACGAGAGAAACAUUUUAAUAGUUAUACUUUCCACAUGUAAUGCAAGACAAUAGGAUGUAAUUAUCUCCCUUUGUUCCUCAAAAAGUUUGGUAGAUGAUAGAUAGUAUGUGGAAGUCCUUUGUGAAUAUGAGAGUUUAUGUAUUUUCUAUGUGUAUGAAUGUUUCAAAUUUGGUUCAUAGGAGUUAAUAAUGGUUGAUCUCUCUUUUUUUUCUUUUCCUUUUUCUUCAUUUUUUGGUUUUUAAAUUUGACAAUAUAUUACCUGACAAAACAUGUUACCUAAACAUUUUUUCUAUACUACUUUUUUUAAAACUAUUUUGCUGGUUCAUCAUAGUAUGUUGAUAAUUUCUUCAAUAUUUUCACAAAUUUAGUAUCAAAUACACUACAGAUGACAUAGAUUUAAUGUUUUGAGGAUGGAAAACCCAUUGAAACCUUUUUUCCCGUUUUCACUUGCCUAAUAUGUUAUAAGAUGACUUCAAAUGUAGCAAACAAUGCAGUAUUUAUAAAAAUAUAUAUAUAAUGAGAUUUUUACCUACUUUGCUGAUCAUUUUUGUACAGUAUAGUGUAUAGAAUGAUAUUGAAAUGAGUUUGUUAAUCAUCUGUUGAUUUUCCUCUGUAAAUGAUUUCAUUCUUCUAAUAACAUAUCUCUAUGGAAUCUAUUUUCUGCAUAUAGAUAUUUGUAAAUCUGAUUUGGUUGUUAACAUUUUAUAUUUUGCCUUAUAUGCUUACUAAUGAGCUGGAUAUUUUUAAAAAAAAACCAAAUUGUUUGUGAUGCAUAAGUAUAAUUUUAAUCCUCCUCAUUUAUUCUGGCACCUUGUACAGUCUAGAAAUAAGUUGGUGAUCUAUAAGUGAGAGUGUAGGUAGGUGCUAUUGUUGUAAGGUACAUUUUAAAUUAUUAUUUCUGUAUUGUUGUGGGUCCAUUAACGAUGUGAUCACAUGAGUCUUCUUCCCAACACAGGAUAUUAAAUACCAUAAAUGUGUGUUUUUUCAACAUAAACAGUCUCAUUAGCAUCCUAGUCAUUGAAAUUAUCUUUAUUAAAUAUAAUACCAAAAUUGAAAGUUAAUACUGUAUUUUUAAAUGUAAAAGAUACUAAACUUUAUACACAUGCCAUAGAAGUUUAAUUCUGUAGGUUUAGUUUAAACCAGUGAUGAAAAAAGAAGGCAUCAUAUUUUCCAAGUUAAAUUACUAAACAUGUACAUGUAUAUGAUACCAUCAUUAGUAUUUAAUUGGACUAAGUAAGUACCAACAAUUCAUGACCAUACUGACCAUGUUUAGUCCUCACUUCUUUUUUUUUUGCUAUGUGUUUUUGAUUAUUUGCUCAAUAUAAUCUUGUAUUUUAUUUUGCACAUUUGUUUUUUGACAAUAAUCUUUAUAUAAACAAACACCUUCUAUAAUCACUUAAACACAUGGGAAGGGAGCAUUUUUCUGGUAUUCUCUCUAUGAUAGGCUUAUUCUGUUAUAUUAUACAUAGAUUAAGGAAAUAAUUCAGGAAAUGUACGUAUUACAUAAUUUAAAGAGGAGGCUUCCAUUACAUUUAGCAUGCAUUUUUUUAAUGUUCUUUUUUGUUUUUGUGUUUUUGUUUUUUUUUUCCUUUUUGAUUUCAAUGAUUUUCCCCAUAUGACACGUGUUUAAGGUUUUAGUUUCCCUAUCACAAAACACAUUCCAGCAGCUUGAACGACUCUAUAUCUGUCCUUAUACAAUCAUGCAUUGUUCUCACCACAUUUGCUUCUAUAACUGACUGAAUCUCAGGACAUGUUUAUCACUCUUAAUUUUGUUGACAUUCACUGUUAGAAAUGGAAAUUUAAAUUUAGUGUGCUGUGUACAGAUGUGAUCAUUGAAAUUAGCAAUUUCUAAUGUUUUCCUUAAUGAAUUGUUGUUCUUAUUUUGAAUACCUAUCUUGUACGUUAUACUUUAAAACCUUAAACAUCAUCAUAAUGUCUUUAUUUCAAAUAACAUAAUUUUGCUAUAAACUUUUUAAAAAAUCUCUAAAACUGGUACAUCAGGAGAGAUACUUUUUGGUUUAGUUUAUGUUGACUAAAAGUCACUUGUGUUCGGAAGUGUGAGAUAAUCAAAAGAUUUUAUUUAAUGAUGUUGGAAACAAGACCUUCAUUUCGCUGAGACUGUCUCUAUUAUCUCCACAUGAUUGAGGCUGUUCUGAAAAAACAAGUUAAGGGAUACAUUUUAUCUUCUGUCCUUUGUUUUCUCUGAAAGUAAUUUUAUAGUGACUCUGGCGUGGAUAUACAAGUAUUAUGAAAGUCAGCAUGAACUAGUCUAGAGAAGUGAACGCUAAAUGUAUGUUGUAAUAUAUAGCAUUAACAAAGCUCCAAUACAGCCAUAUUCUCAACAGUGUUUUUCUUUUUCUUCGUAGUAUGUUUUCAAAAGAGAAAACGAUGUUAUAAAAGAUAAAUAUUGUUGGUGAAGCAUGUGUUGCCUAUAUAUACUGAGAUUGUUUAUUUUUUGUAAGGGAUGUUGCAUAAUGAAGUAAAAGUGUGGUCUUUCAUUGCCAUUGUUAUUUGCCAAUGCUGUGUCUUCCAUCUUGUGUAUGAAGUUAAGGCCGUUGUGCUAGUAUAGGGUAGUUUUGUACAGGUCUGGCAAUAAGGUGUAAACUUAAAUCUUUGUCAAAGGAGUUGCUUCCCUUCAAAUAUAUUCAAGAAAAAUUGUGAAAAAAAAACACUUUUUUCUGAUUUUAUGAGUAAUGAUAGCAAAUAUAGUGAUGACCUUUGACAUUUUAAAACAUUGUUACUGACUUUGAUCAGGAUUAUUAUUAAUUGUUCAAGUUUUAUAAGAUUUAAUUGAAAUACUAUAAGUAUACUUAUCAAAGUUGUACUGAUUUGCUUUAGUAUGUAUGCACAGGGAAACAUCUGUCUUAUUCCGUUAAAUAGGGAGAUGUAACAUUAUCCCGUUUCUGGUACAUGGUUGUAAAUCUUACUGUGCUGACAUAAAUAUGCUUAUUGUAUCUUGUUCAUAUUGGAUAAGUAGUUACCCAGUGUUUAUAUACCUGUAAUACAUGAAAUGGAAGCACUGUUGUAUUAGAAUCAGUUGUUUUCAUUUCACUGUAAAUUGUUGUAAGCUUACAGAGGACCAGAGUAUAGUGAUAUGGGGAUCAGUGUAAACAUAACUUUGGUGUAUUUUGGAUCCUCACAGGGUAGUUUCUGGUAUAGCAUAUCAGAAACCAGCAUAUCACAAGUCUAGAGAUGGGAAUGGAAAGAAAAAUGUGAACUGAAGUCACAAUUUUUUUGAACAGGUUGUGUGUUUUGGUUUUUAAUAUUCAACUCUUGAUCAUUUAGCUUUAAAGGUAGAAGAUCAUUAGAACAAAGACAUAUCAGCAUUUCUUAUAAAAACAUUUCUUCGUGUCAACUUCUGAUACAGAAAAACCAUAGCAUUCCCCUCCCCCAACUCAAAAUCAUUGUCUUUGCAAAAUUUGAAGCCUGUCAAGUUGCAAUAAUUUUUGUUGGUUUCCACCCCCCUUUAAAUCAACUUCUUUUGUAUCACAUUUAACAAUUUUUCUAUAUUCCUUGCUGUGAUAAAACCUUUUCACACAGAAGAUAACCCCAUGGACUAGUGUUGUGACCUGCAGUUGACCCUUGACCUUUGUGAUAUGUACAUAUUGAAGGACUUGUAUGAUCAAGUGCCUGUUUUUAUAAUGCAAUGUUUCAGAAGUCUAGUUAUAAGUGUCAGGAGAUCUCAAGAGACCUGGGAGCACCCCCAGUUUAAAUACUGCAUGCAGAUAUUUCUGAUGAAGCCAGGAUUGUAUCAUGUACCCACAUCAAGAACAGUGAACAUCUAGCUUAAUUACUUACCAAUAUACUUAAUCAUAAUGCAUCAAGCUUAUUACUCUCAUCUCCUAAGAAAAAGAAUAAAAAUAUUAAAGAAAUAACUAUUACAUGUCUACAUUGGAUUGAUGUGUUAAAUUUGCCUGGCACAUUCAUUUUUUAUUAUUUCUUGGUAUUGGGUUGAACAGGAGUGACACACUAAGCAUACAUUGUAAUCAGCACCAUGCUUUUAAGCUAUAUAACUCUGUUGAAUAUAAUUGUACGGGUGCUUGAGGGAUUCAUUUUCUAUAAAUAUUAGUGAAAUAAAUGCAACAAUCUUGUUUUAAAA